AUGAGACUCAUUUUAUUCGUUAUUGCUGCCCUUCCAGGUGCUAGCACUGUCAUCGCAAGACCCGUUUGCAACGCUGAUAGAUGCGCACGCGCCGUCACCGGCACUGCAGCCCAGCCGGCCCUCAGCGGAAGCCAGAGCGAUUGCUCCAGCUACCAAACUGCCACGACCUACCCCGCUGCUGAGUAA
Aureobasidium vineae is the source of this 186-nucleotide messenger RNA. The record is from the annotation of a GenBank genome assembly. NCBI's taxonomy places the organism in Eukaryota, Fungi, Ascomycota, Dothideomycetes, Dothideales, Saccotheciaceae.